AUGCCAGUCUACUGGCAACAGCUUGGCUUGUCUCCGACUCAGAUCGGCAUCUUACGAGCCGUUUGGGGCGUGGCAUACUCCCUCGGCGGGGUCAUCUUUGGAAAAAUAGCAAGUAAGUGGAAGAUUCGACGUGCGUUGCUGAUGAUGAGCAUUCUAUCCACGGCUAUUAUACCACUGGUGUCAUUAAUUCCAAGAAGAACACACGAUAAGUGCUUGGUGGAAUCGGGAAAGAACCUGGAUGAAAACAAGAGUCGCAUUAUCACUCCACAAGAGGGCAAAAAUCCUUCCAUCCUCACAUUGAGUGGAUCAAGUCUCACGUCGAGAGUAAAGCGAGCGAGAAUGCGAAUCAUCGAACCCAAACCCACGCUUUGCAAUCCCUUUUCCGUCAGGAGGAGAGAAACUCUGAAAUCCUGGAACAUUUUACCUCAAGACGUUCUCUACCACCGAUAAAGAGGCGCACUCCCAGGAAGACACCUCUGGUUGACGAUCAUGUCCUUAUCUUAGAAAAAAACCCGCAAGACAUCAACACCAUAUUUUUCAUAUUUUUGUUUAUUGUGUUCGUUGGGGAACUCCUCGCUUCUCCAGCAUUUAGUUUGGCUAAUUCUGAAAUUGUGGACUACCUCGGGGAAAAUGGCCUCGAUUUUUGCAAGAUCCGUCUCUGGGGUCCAAUUGGGCACAUGAUUGCUGCUCCCACCACAGCUGUAUUUGUCACUCAUUACCAUUACGUGAUUUGUGGCGAGUAUCAAGACAACUUUGCUAUUGUCUUCGCUGUCACUUCUAUUAUGGCCAUGGCUUCGUUGAUAUCUGUAACGCAGCUAGGAGAUCAAACGAUCAAGCACAGCGACAACACCGAAGGAAAUGCCAACGGAAAGCCUUUGACUUUAUUUGAGUUCUUCUCUCGAUACCAAAAUUUCGUCUUCAUCUUCAUGACGUUCUUGAUUGGCUGUUUAGAUGGAGUUGUGUCAACGUUUGGGUUCUGGUACACCAAGACCUUAGACGUUACCAUCACCACUUUGGUGUUUGGUUUCUCACGGAUGACUAGCUCUGCGGUUAGUGUGGUGUUCCUGGGCUUGACAGGCAUGUGUGUGAAGAAGACUGGUUACUCUGGAAUCACUGUGUUCUCCAUGAUGCUGUUUUUCAUUUGGUUGGUGGGAAUGUCUCUCAUGAAAAACCCAUGGCUCAUGCUUCUCUACGAGACUAUUGGCUACACCGCUUAUGUAACUGGUUUUACAGGCCUGAUCAGUUACUUUGGUGAAGUAACACCCAGUCAUCUGAUGGACACAGUGCAAGGUGAGAACAAAAGAGGAUUCAACCUCGUUACCAGGUUCCCACGAUCUUGUUCAGGAAGGGGAGCAGGGACUUGUAAACAAAUAAGCUAAAACCCUACUGACCUUGUCUUUACACUCUUUUUUCGGCAAAAAAGAAAGCCAAAUUUCAUACUUUGUUGGCGACGAUUGUUGUCCCAUGCGCCCCCCUGAAAAUCCCAGAAACCUCUGUCACUCCGACGAGCUUUGCUCCGGAAGAAAAUGUUAUGCAGAUUAGCCGGCUAAUAAAUAAUGUUUAAACUUACACUAAAGGCAUUUCUUUAUCUCUGUAGGAGGAGUUAACUCUUUGUUUUUCGGCGUGGGUUGCGGCAUUGGAACUGCCAUGUGUGGCUUUUUCAUCGAUGCAUUUGGCGCCGAAGGGGCAUUCCGGGUUUUUGCUUCAGGUGAAGCUGUACUAUUAGUGCUGUUUGUCGUCAACCAAGUUACAUAUUUUUGCCUCAAGAAGAACGAAAAAGAAGAAAAAAGAAAGCUGUUGGAAUAACUUUUUCUGCGGCUCACAGGACUUACAGUAAACACUACGCCAUCUAAACUAAAAUUGGUGGACCACGCUGUCUCACUUCUUUAAUCAUGAUUUCACUCAGAAAGAAGAAAACGCUCGAUGAAAAAUAUGCGUUCUGAGGUAUAUCGUUUCGAGGGAGAAGACCGAUAGUUUUGGGGCUAAACUAAAGACUACCGGGCCUCUUCUAACCAUCCACCAAACAUGCUACGUGGAAACCAGGAUUAACUCCGGCCUGGUGGGCCAACAGGCUCGGGUACAGACUUUACUUGAUGGCAUAUUGUAAGUUAAAUCACGAAUGGUGAACGGGGAACCCACUCGUUUUUCAAUUUCUCAUUUUGACC
Messenger RNA from Pocillopora meandrina, 2165 nucleotides. The record is from the annotation of a GenBank genome assembly. NCBI's taxonomy places the organism in Eukaryota, Metazoa, Cnidaria, Anthozoa, Scleractinia, Pocilloporidae.